AUGCAAGGACUUCGCACUCAGGCGAAAUCUUUGCGUUAUUUUCACUUUCAAGGAAUGGUAAAAGAUUGGAGCGUAUUUUCAGAAUUAGUGCAUUUAACCAAUAUUCAAGAAUUGAGUUUCGUUAAAGCCAACUUUCGAUGUAGCGAGAUUGAGAUGUUAGCAUCAUCAAGUUUCCCAAGUUUGACGAAACUUGUUUUCGAUACUACUAGUUUUCGUUUUCCAAUUAUCAUACCUGAAAUUAUCAUACAAAGUUCAGGGAGAAAACUUAGGACAUUUUCGUUACCAGCAUAUUUUUAUCCAUCAUAUGAUGGAUUUACUCCAACAGUUGCGCUGUCUGUUGCUAAAUAUUGUCCAAAUCUAGUGCAUUUCGAAUAUCAUACCACUAAAAGAGAAUUUUCACAGUUGGUAAUACUUUUCGCUUCAUGUCAAAAUCUUGAAAAAGUUAUGCUUGCUGGUAAUCCAGAAGAUGCAAAUGAAUUAUUUAUAAAACUAGCUAAUUUGGAACUACCAAAUUUACGAGAGUUUGAAAUCACCGCACAAUGGUCUUACACUGCAAUAUCAUUGGAAUCAUUUCUCAUCAGAUCGAAAGCACCGCUCCGAUGUUUUGUAAUCAGGUCUUCUCCAUGCUUCUCUGAUGAUCACUUGGAUGUCGUUUUACGAUGUUUAGGCGACAAAUUACAUCGACUAUAUGUAGAAUCAGCACAAGAAAUGACUAAAUUGAUGUUAUCAAAAGCUAAUGAAAGUAUUAGCGAUUUUGUAUACAAGAUGAUAGAUGAAGUUUACAAUCCCGGGUGGCUGUUAGAAGGAUAA
This is a messenger RNA of Racocetra fulgida, 810 nucleotides long. NCBI's taxonomy places the organism in Eukaryota, Fungi, Glomeromycota, Glomeromycetes, Diversisporales, Gigasporaceae. The record is from the annotation of a GenBank genome assembly.